AUGGACGAAGACCAUGGCCCCGAUACCAUCAUUCCUGGGAAUGCAGCACAGAGAAAUGGAAUUGGUCAACGAAUCAAGGUUCGCCUUGGCAACGUUCGACAUGCCUUCACCACUCGCGAUGGACUCAUUGGCGACUACGACUAUGGCUUUCUACUGAAACCAAACCUUCCUUUUAUGAAAAAGAGCACAUAUCGCAGUCCCUUUUUUGGUCUCAAUGACAAGAUGCCUGUCUGUCUAGGACUCUUACUUGGUCUGCAGCACGCCUUGGCAAUGCUUGCUGGUGUCAUUACUCCUCCUCUCAUCUUGAGUGGCACUGGAGGUGCGAACCUCGACCCAAGCCAGCAGCAAUAUCUGGUUUCCACAGCACUUAUUGUUUCGGGAAUCUUGUCGGCUGUCCAGAUCAACCGCUUCCGCGUUCCCAAGACACCGUAUUUUAUUGGAACUGGCGUGCUUUCAGUGGUUGGCAUCUCUUUCAGCAUUAUUCCCAUCGCCCAAGGUGCAUUUCGACAAAUGUAUGCCAACGGAUAUUGUCCGUCUGAUGAGAGUGGCGCUCCUUUGCCAUGCCCAAAGGGCUACGGGGCCCUCAUCGGCACUUCCGCCGUUUGCGCCUUGACUGAAAUUUUGAUAUCGUUUCUGCCGCCAAAGAUUCUCCUCCGCAUCUUCCCUCCCAUCGUUACGGGACCCACGGUCAUGUUAAUUGGCGUCCAUCUUAUCGAGAGUGGUUUCCAAAACUGGAUGGGAGGCAGCGGACCUUGCGCCAACCCAUCCAGUGCAGGCUCCCAGGCCAGCUUUUUCGCCCUUUGCCCCAAUAUCAACGCACCGCACGCACUUCCUUGGGGUUCAGCAGAGUAUCUUGGUCUGGGAUUUUCAGCCUUUAUUACUAUUAUUCUGUGCGAACGAUUCGGGUCUCCAAUCAUGAAAUCUACGUCUGUCAUCUGGGGCUUGCUCGUGGGGUGCAUAAUUGCAGCGGCAUGCGGAUAUUUUGACCCAAGCGGCAUCGACUCGGCGCCAGUCGUAUCAUUCAUCUGGGUACACACAUUCCCUCUUACUGUUUACGGGCCGCUUGUCUUGCCAAUUAUAGCCGUGUUUAUUAUCUGCGCCACCGAAGCUGUGGGUGACAUCACUGCAACCUGUGAUGUUUCGCACAUUGAGAUGGAGGGACGUAUUUACGAGUCUCGUAUCCAAGGUGGUCUCCUCACGGACGGCAUCAACUCGGUUAUCGCUGCCCUGAUGACAAUGACACCGAUGAGCAGAUUUGCGCAAAAUAACGGCGUGAUUGCGUUGACCAGGUGCGCAAAUCGCAAGGCUGGGCUUGCCUGCUGCUUCUUCCUCAUCAUCAUGGGGAUAUUCGCCAAGUUUGCCGCAGCACUCGUGGCAAUUCCAUCUGCGGUGCUUGGAGGUAUGACGACGUUUCUUUUCGCAGCAGUCGCGGUAUCCGGAAUGGCCAUUAUUACACGUGGAACCGAUUUCAAUCGUCGCACUCGCUUCAUUCUCACUACUGGGUUAGCUCUGGGCUAUGGCGCAACUCUUGUGCCAACCUACUUUGAUCACAUUUUUACCUACUCAGGCGACAACCACGCCCUUAAAGGCUUUCUCGAUGCCAUUGUUCUGGUCAUGGAGACUGGAUUCGCGGUGACAGCAGCAGUCUGCAUGGCUCUCAAUUUGGCACUACCUGAGGAGAUGGAAGAGGAGGAUAUCAAUGUCCAGGCCGUGGAGCUAACAAGAGUGAACUCGCCUUCUGGUAAGGAAGAGGUUGCUGAAGAGAGAGAGGCUCCAAACAAUGUGUCAUAA
This is a messenger RNA of Pochonia chlamydosporia 170, 1791 nucleotides long. RefSeq names its product purine permease. The record is from RefSeq and is a predicted model, not a curated record. Bases 1 to 1791 code for a protein of 596 amino acids. Gene Ontology annotation, molecular function: xanthine transmembrane transporter activity. Gene Ontology annotation, biological process: xanthine transport; transmembrane transport. Gene Ontology annotation, cellular component: membrane; fungal-type vacuole. The transcript has 2 exons. NCBI's taxonomy places the organism in Eukaryota, Fungi, Ascomycota, Sordariomycetes, Hypocreales, Clavicipitaceae.